AUGGGCAUUGCGCAAAGUGUCGAUGAUGCGUACUUCCAGCAAAAGGUGAAACUGGGGCAGGGUGGGUUCGGCACCGUCUGGCGAGCGGUUGAUAGAAAGACCGACCAGUUCGUGGCGGUGAAGCAGAUCGAUAAGCUGCAGUCAUACUGGCAGGGAGCAAAGCGUGCUGAGAUUCAACUGGAGAUUGACAUUCUCAGAGCUUGCAACCAUGAGAAUAUCACAAAGCUGUACAACUACUACGAAGAGAGCCGGACGAUUUCGAUUGUCCUGGAAUAUUGCGAUGGGGGUGAUUUGGAUGAUAAGCUGAAGGAGCAAGGUUGGCAACUGCGAGAGGCGGAUGCCAGUGCAUGGACGAGGCAGAUUUGUGCAGCGAUCGCCCAUCUGCACUCCAAAGAAAUCUGCCAUCGCGACAUCAAGCCAGGCAACUUCAUGAUCGCCUCUGGUUUAUUGAAGCUUUCUGAUUUUGGCUUCGCCACCUUCCUGGCCAAGGGCGAGAAAACCACGGAGGAUGUGGGGACACCAGCGUACAUGGCACCAGAGCAGCACCUGUUGAAGAAGGGAAGCAAAGGCUACGGACAUUCAGUGGAUGUUUGGGCUGCGGGCUGCACGCUGCAUAUGCUUGUUUCGGGAGGUCGCCACCCAUUCAUCAAGCUGAAGAACGCGAAGCAGGUUCUGGACAUGGACAAGCUGUAUGCAGGGACUUUGGACUUUGGCGCUUCGAUGUUAGGCGGACUUGUGGGUGGUGCCUUCCAGCCAGCAACGGUGGAAGCCCGAAGCCUGUGCCAGCGAAUGGUUUGUCCGGAUGCUGAGAAGCGGCUAUCGGCAGAGGAAGUGUUGAAGGACAAGUGGCUCAAUCGUGCGUCGCAGGAAGCGAACCUGAACGUCCCGAACUUGAGCGAGCAAGGCUAUGCGAACCACUUCCGAAAGCUUCAACAGCAGCUGGCCGUCGCCGAAAAGCAGCUCAAGGAUGCUGAGGAGCGGGAAUUAUCAUUGAAGAGUAGGCUGCAAAGCCAAGAUAACUCCGUCAUGGUGGUUACCAUUCCACUGACACUUCCUGAGUGCAUGAACCGGUGCUAUUCCUGCACGUCAUGUUCAAAGGCUGGUCCUGAACAUAGGAUCAAUAUAGAUCGUGUGCUGAAGUGA
Molecule: messenger RNA, 1143 nt
Organism: Symbiodinium pilosum
Lineage: Eukaryota; Dinophyceae; Suessiales; Symbiodiniaceae
Source: the annotation of a GenBank genome assembly